Molecule: messenger RNA, 2630 nt
Organism: Cynoglossus semilaevis (tongue sole)
Lineage: Eukaryota; Metazoa; Chordata; Actinopteri; Pleuronectiformes; Cynoglossidae
Gene: tent2
Product: terminal nucleotidyltransferase 2
Exons: 14
Coding region: 597-2024 (475 amino acids)
Biological process (GO): RNA 3'-end processing
Molecular function (GO): poly(A) RNA polymerase activity
Source: RefSeq, a predicted model, not a curated record
AAACUUUAACUAACACAAUUUGGUCCACUAUUUUAUACAACACCUUUCUAAUAUAAAGAUUGAUGAAAAUCAUUUAAUUAAAAUUCAAGUAGGCUGAUGAAGUAUGAAUUAGACAGCUGGAAUUAGCUAUUUUGCUAUGUAAACCCGUUUUCCGCUUAAGUUUUGUUUUCUUUCAGUUCCAGAUUCUGUUACUGUCAAUGAAUAGCAAAAAUUCUGUCGUGACAGACAAGCAACAGGCCUAAUGGGAUUCACUGGUUUAUUACUGGUCAAUGUUUAAAGCACUUACAGUCACUUAAAGGCAAAUGUGUUCGACACAGCAAUUUUCUAUUCGAGUCGUGUGGGGGACAGGCCUGCUUACUAUGUCUGCCCCCGUUGUAGUGAUUAUUUAUACCCCAAUAUAUCGACACAGCCUCAUGGGCAACAAGAGCAUUAAUAAUUGGUAACUAGUAAAGUGGCAGAGCUCAAACUGUCAGUUACUAGUCUAUAACAUCAGUUUCUCUUACAGUGACGUGUCAGAACCUUUUUGUUAAGCGCUUAAUUUUUACUUUCCUGCUUGUCGUUUUCAUUCUGUAGAGAUAAAUCUCUUGAUCCGCAGGAUGUUCCCCCGCAGCACACCACCCGGAGACCGGUUACAGUUCUCCCGGGACAGAUACCCGCCCUAUCCUGCCCCACGAGUUUAUGAUUACAGUCAUUCUAUGAGGUUUACUGGUCCUGCUCAACAAAGGUUUCCUCGGUAUGAAUGGGAACCUUCAACAGCAGCACAUCCUUACACAGACCCUAUCCCCAACAGACGCAAGAGGCAUAAAAAUGACUAUAGCCCAGAUGUUGGGAAACGACAACGCAUUGACUCUAUUCCUGAACCAAGAAGAGGUUCCCCGUAUGUUCGGACUCCUCAUCUUCGGCCUUGUCAUGAUGAGGAAGAGGCUGGUUUCUUGAGAUUUUCUAAUGGUUUUGACCACAACUGUCACAGCCAAAGCUCAGAGGAGCUCCCUGAGGUUCUUAUUGUCCCACAUAUUCCAGACAGCUUGGACAGCUAUGCUAGAGACAAGCUGGGUUUUCAAAUGGUGGAGCUGUUUGAGGCCUGUGAGCAACGAAUGUCAGAUCUGACCAGGAAAGAGUCUUGCCGAGUGCGGCUUCUGCAAGAUAUACGAUGCAUCUAUGCAGCUGCCAAUCUGUACCUUACUGGUUCCUCUAUGAAUGGUUUGGGCUGCAGGACCAGUGAUGCUGAUCUGUGUCUAGUAAUUCAGACAAGAAAUAAAGGGGAUGCAAUUUCUAUACUCUCUGUCCUCCAAAGGAUGUGUCAUUCACUCUCCUACAUACACAGGACCCAGCUCAUCAGAGCCAAAGUUCCCAUACUCAAAUUCACAGACAAAGAAAGUGGUGUGGAGUUUGAUCUGAAUGUAAACAACACUGUGGGCAUCAGAAACACAUUCCUUCUGAGGAGUUACGCUUACGCUGAUCUGAGGAUACGACCCUUGAUACUUGUCAUUAAGAAGUGGGCACUACAUCACUGCAUUAAUGAUGCUAGCAAAGGCACAUUAAGCAGCUACACACUGGUACUCAUGGUUCUGCACUACCUCCAAACUCUUAAGGAACCGCUCCUUCCAUCUCUACAGAAAGAAUAUCCAGAGUAUUUUGAUCCUUUCAUGGAAAUCGACAUGGUACCAGAGGGACCCAAACACAUCCAGCCCUACGUCUCCAGAAACAAGUCAUCUCUGGGGGAACUGCUUCUGGGCUUUCUGAAAUACUACACCACAGACUUCAGGUGGAAUGAGCAGGUGAUCUCUGUUCGAGAGGCUACAGCUUUUUCCAAGGGUAACUCAAAGGAGUGGAGAAAUAAAUUCAUAUGUGUGGAAGAGCCAUUUGAAAGAAACAAUGUUGCCCGAGCUGUCUAUGAGAAGGUCAAGUUUGACGCCAUCAAAGCUCGGUUUGCAGAGGCGUGUCAGAGACUACACAAGUCCAGAGACUUAAGCUCAAUCAUCCCAUUUAGAGCCAUCAUCAACAGAGAGUCACGUGGGAGAUAAAAAAAAUCUUCUAGAGACCAACUGGCUGGAGUCUUCUACCUCAAAACAUCUCUGGGCCAGAGACAAGAAAUAAACUUUUAAAGCUUGUCAUUAAAAGUAUGGAAAGAUGAUGCGCUGAAACAGGAAAACAGUGGUCUGUGUUGUUAGAAAGGUUAAAUGCAGCAAGGAUGAAGAGCAGUGUAAAAACCAAUGAUAAUGUAAAGUCACACUUGAAAUUUGCCCAUUAGAUGUACGGUGUGUGUUGCUGAGAUGACAGCAGCCGUCUCAGCAGAUUCUCAGCCUUGACUCUCUCUUCUGUGCCUCAUGUCAUACAAGCACCUCUUCUUUUCUUUAGUGAGCAGGAAAGCAUUUUGUAAAUUUGAAGCUGUUUGUAUAUGUUAACUGUGUUCUCACAAUGAUUAUAUGAGGAUUUUGGUUUCCCAGCAGCCUUGCCCUCUUUUAUUUCACCUGACCAUAUUAUUUAUUUAAAAACAUUGAUCAUUGGUAGAUUUGGCUUCUUGAGUGUAAAUUUUCAUUUGAUGUUUUUUUUUUCUCGUGCUUUAUUGUACUUUUUCUGUUACGUUGUUGAUUUUUAAGUGCUUGUUUAAAAAUAAACAUUUGAGUAUG